Haliotis rufescens (red abalone) is the source of this 2778-nucleotide messenger RNA. RefSeq lists its product as uncharacterized. The transcript is spliced from 3 exons. The record is from RefSeq and is a predicted model, not a curated record. Lineage: Eukaryota; Metazoa; Mollusca; Gastropoda; Lepetellida; Haliotidae. The coding region runs from base 562 to 1728 and encodes 388 amino acids.
UAAAACAAUUAUGGCGCUUGUCAUCAUCAUCUGUUUCCGUUUCUCUUCAUUCUGUUGGAAGGAGGAGUAUCCGAACAAAAUGUUUAAGCGGCGCUCAUUUUGUUUCGUGCGGAUGACAAUUUUAUUCAACGGCGACGCGCUCGUACUUUUAGCUUCAGAACACCAAGCUCCACCCCAGUGCAUGCUACCUUCAUCUCCACCAAAGGGUGGAGAACAUGGAAGGAGUUACUGCUGUGAGGAGCUUGCGAUGACACAUGCCGUGACGUCACUACAAUCAGACCGCCCUAGUGAUCGCUGAGGCUUGGUUACGUUGCUGUCAGCGCUGUACCCAAAGCUGCGUUUUACGUGAUUAUUGAAGAGACUGCGUUGUAUUAAUUUGGAAAAUAUAUUUAUUGAUACACACCAUCAACUUAGGACGGUAAGAUUAGCUGUAAAUACUUCUUCUUUUUUUCAAGAAACAGACCACGAGCCCUUGAUUAAAAUAUGCUAUUGAAAACAACAUCUGCAUCAUUAAUGCAAUUAUUAAUCAUAAAGAAGGUCUUUUUAUAACUAUAUAUUGACAUGGAAGAUUGUUUAUAUUAUGUAUUAUUAAACAACGAAAGAUUAGCCACAGAACCUUUAACCUCUGGUAUACCGUUAUAUUUUGUUAAUGUAAACUAUUCUUCAAAUACUUUAUCUGUUGUAAACAUCGUCAACAACAUUCGAAUAUUUAGAGGGUUAAAACAGUAUGUUGUUAUUUUUGUUUAUUUUAUUAAUUCUAUAAUUUAUGUGUCUCCUUUUCAGAUGGGUCGGUUGCUACGCAAGAUAGCAGUGAGAGCCGGGACACAGGUUCUGUCUCCCAUACCGGAGUUGCCCGAAGGGUCUCGAUCUCCUACACCAGUGAAUGAUGCUUUCAACACAAGUCCAAAGAGGCCAGAAAGCCCAAAACUCAGCGAAGAGGAAUGCUUCAUGAAGCACCUUCAGAGUCUCGCUGCGGACUACAAAAAGGAGAUGGAACAGGUAGGAAGACAACUCCGUGUGAUGCAGAGAAGAAACGCCCGGAUUGAGAAGAACGCCGAAUUCUACCACGUAGAGUACGACAACUACAAGCGGAACUGGGACAAAAACCAGGAGAAGAUUCUGGGACUGAAGACGCGUCUGGACAAAUACAAGCCACUGAAGAAGGUCAUUGACAGGUUGCAUUCCCUCCAAGAUAAAAACAAGCGACUGAGGGCCUCUUAUUUCCAGACUGUUCUGGACAACAAUUUUCUGAGGAAAACCUGGAAGAACAUGGAAGGGGGAGAGAUUGAGGAUGAAGAAUUUCCGGAUGUUGAGAACAUGAGAGAGGCAAUAGCUCCAAGACCUCCCACAGCUCCCGACAAUGGCCGGGCGGGAUCAGCCAGACGACGCCCAUACACUGGCAGGUCCAGGGCGGAUCGGCCUCAUCUGCCGCCUAUCACAGAGAACAACAAAACGGUCACACCUCACAAGCAGACGACAGUUGAAUCACAUGAGAAGAAACAAAGCAAAUCUCCGGUUCAUCUGCCACAACUCGGGACAAUGGUCCCCACUCCUCCAACAUGUCCACGGAGAAAUGCUCCCAGCAGACGACAGAGCAGAAUUCCACUGGCCUUACCACCAAUCCGUGGUGCGACUUCUGUGGAUAGUCUUCGGCUUCCCCGCCAGGGUGUGCAGGAUAUUGGUCGCAAGUCUCGGGAUCUGCAGGGGACAAGGGUGUCUCGUGAUUAAAGAUGGAUCGGACUAGUAAACAUGGAUGGAUGACUUUAUAAUAUACAUUUCCUAAAUAGAUAUCGGACAUCUGUUGUCUUCAUUAAUUUUCUGAAAUGAGGUUUUAGCACACUAAAUUCUCAAGAUUAAUGUAAAAAUCCCAAUUUACAUUUCCAUCCAUCCUCUAUACACCCACCCCCAUCGUUCUGCCAACUAUCAGGGCUGCUAUUGCUCUCGGGGAUUAAAUGACUACCUACAAUAUGAUAAUCCCCCAUCUCUCCCCAACCAGAUGCCAACAUCAAAGUGUUGUCUGCUCAGUGCUCACAAAAAGAAUGAAUUAUCCCCCCCCGCUUGGAUCUUACUCCGGCCUUUCCUGCUUGUUGAUUAUGAAAGCUAUCAGUAAAGUCUGAGAUUACUUGAUUGCUCAAAUGAGCAUACAGUUUACCAAUGGUUCAAUGUGUGGUGCUUCUGUUUUAGAUUCAUGUCGCAUGUGGGUUUCACACAGCCAUAUUAUAACAUGUAUAUUUUAGACAAAGUUCUUGUCUUUGAAAGGCAUAUAGAAGUGAUACACUAAGGAAGAGAAUUAAUGGAUGUCAACUUCUUUAUCAUGAGGAACACAACGUUUCGGAAGUAUGCUUUCUCCUUUACGCCGCUUUUAGCAAUACUCCAGCAAUAUCACGGUGGGGCUCAUCUGAAAUGGUCUUCAGAAACGCGGGCCAAAGAAUGCUUGUAGAAUAUAGUUUUACAUUUUUCAAUGUGCUUCUUGUUUUUAUGAACGAAUUUCCUUACAUAAGCGUUCAUAGGAAGUAUUGUUGAAAAGCUUUCUGCUAUAAUUUGUUAAAAAUAUAUUUCUUUAUUUGAAUGUUAUAGUUUCGGUAUCAAGUUGUUAAAUAUUUAUUUUUAUAAUACGUUAAAAACAUUUUCAUCAGACUUUUGUGAUUUAUUGAAUGUCCAUGCUAUUAUAGUAUAUAACGCGUUGUUCAAUAUUUAAAUUGUUGAAUAAAAAACCUAAAAUAACAAGACGUAUUUUCUACCAAUUACAGGUAUAAGUUUUUCAAUGGAACAAACGCA